UGAAAACCCGCCAAAAAAGAGGGAGACACCGUCCGCGAAAAUUUCCCUUGGUGUCCUGACUAGGCCGAAAGUGUCAAGAUUUGGCCAUGAAAACCGGGAACUCGCCCGUUUUUUGUGUAUAACAUAACCGGGACAGGGACGUUUCACGUUUUUAUUUUCAAAAUGGCGGGUGUUGUUUUUGAAGACAUAUUUGAUGUAAAGGAUAUUGACCCUGGUGGUAAAAAGUUUGAUCGAGUCUCUCGAUUACAUUGUGAAAGUGAAAGUUUUAAAAUGGAUCUAAUAUUAGACGUCAACACGCAGUUAUAUCCAGUGGACCUUGGUGAGAAAUUCCGUCUCGUUCUUGCGACGACGCUAAAAGAGGACGGCACACCAGACGACGGUGAAUACAACCCGGUCGACACAGGCCCAUCAAGAGCAGACCAAUUUGAAUACGUGAUGCAUGGUAAAGUUUACAGAAUUGACGCAGAGAAUGCUGGAAGUGAUCACCAUAGCAACAGGCUAUCUGCGUAUGUUUCAUAUGGUGGUCUUCUUAUGCGUCUACAAGGAGACGCCAACAAUCUGCAUGGCAUGGAAAUCGAUCAAUACGUGUACCUACUAAUGAAGAAGAUAGCAUUUUAAUUUUGGUUGUUACCAUAGCAAUGAGCUUGAAGUAGGUCUCGUUUUGAGAUCCGAUCCGAUAACCAUCUGCAGGCCGUAAAAAAUUUCUGCGAUGGUAAUACUGUUGUAAAGAAAAGAGAGACAAACGACAGAUUGGACAUGUCUGCUAUACGCUUUGUAUUUAGGUUUCUUUGUAAAUUCGUUAUUAAAACCUAUCUGCAUGAUUAAGGAGAUACUUCACAGUUAUCAUGA
Molecule: messenger RNA, 849 nt
Organism: Hydractinia symbiolongicarpus
Lineage: Eukaryota; Metazoa; Cnidaria; Hydrozoa; Anthoathecata; Hydractiniidae
Product: DNA-directed RNA polymerases I, II, and III subunit RPABC3-like
Exons: 3
Coding region: 163-618 (151 amino acids)
Biological process (GO): DNA-templated transcription
Cellular component (GO): RNA polymerase I complex; RNA polymerase III complex; RNA polymerase II, core complex
Molecular function (GO): DNA-directed RNA polymerase activity
Source: RefSeq, a predicted model, not a curated record